Molecule: messenger RNA, 897 nt
Organism: Olea europaea var. sylvestris
Lineage: Eukaryota; Viridiplantae; Streptophyta; Magnoliopsida; Lamiales; Oleaceae
Product: dnaJ homolog subfamily B member 13-like
Exons: 3
Coding region: 1-783 (260 amino acids)
Cellular component (GO): cytosol
Molecular function (GO): protein-folding chaperone binding
Source: RefSeq, a predicted model, not a curated record
AUGGGAGAUCUUCCAGACUCAGAAACACGUCACAAUUUUUACAACAUUCUGGGAAUUCCAAGGACUGCAUCUCUCCCUGAUAUUUACAGUAAAUACAAAUCUCUUAUCGUCAAAUGGCAUCCUGACAAAAAUCCCACAAACAAAGCCGAAGCUGAAGCCAAGAUCAGAUCCAUCAAUGAGGCCUACAGGGGAAGCACAACCCCGAUUAUGUUUUCGCGGUCCGGAGCCUGGAAAAAACCCCAGCCCACUGUCAAGAAACUCGAAUGCACCCUCGAGGAAUUGUUGCAUGGAUGUGUCAAGAAGAUCAAGAUCACAAGAGAUGUCAUCUCAAAUCCAGGAUUCAUAAUCAAAGAGGAAGAGACACUUAUUAUCAAUGUAAAGCCUGGAUGGAGAAAAGGAACAAAAAUAACAUUUGAAGGAAAGGGAGACGAGAAACCAGGCACCCGUCCAGCAGACGUUAUCUUUGCCAUUGUUGAAAAAAAACAUCCAAUGUUUAAACGGAGAGGAAAUGAUUUGGAGAUAGGAGUUGAAGUGCCUUUGGUUCAAGCUCUAACAGGUUGUACGUUUUCUGUCCCUAUAUUAGGAGGCGGUAAAAUGACGCUUUCAAUUGAUGAUAUUAUAUAUCCUGGAUACGAGGAAAUCAUCCCUGGACAGGGCAUGCCUAAAUUCAAAGAUGAAGCUAACAGAGGAGACCUUCGACUCAAGUUUCUCGUUGAAUUUCCUACAGAAUUGAGUGAUGAACAACGCUCCAAUGUAGUUAAUAUUUUACAAGAAUGUUCUUGAUUGAUCAUGCAUUAAUUGUUAUUUUUCUCCUAAAAACAUGUUCCAGUAUUUUAGUUUUAGUUAGACAGAUAGAUAAGAUAUAAUGAUCUGUAUACUUGCAUCCCAGAAUGCUUG